AUGGAUAUCCUCAAAGUUUUGUCGCGCGGCAUCAAGCAGCCACCCAAGGGCGCCAAGGGCGCUAGCAAGCCGCCAGCGAAUUUGCCGUCCGCCGGCAACCGGACGAACCCCCAGCUCUUCCACGACGAGGUGCCCUCGGCGCGCGGCCACAAGAGGAAGCGCGGCAGAGACGAGGUCGAGGAGAAGGAGGAGGAACAGCUGCCCGAGGUCGACUUCUUCGCCCCCAAGACCGACCCCUCCGAAGAAGCAGCCAAAGUCAAGGAGGCCGCCGCUAAAGAGAAGAAGAACGCACCACCUCCCUCCCCCGCCGUCAAGCCGAAGCUGCUUCCCGAAGACGAGUGCCGACAGAUCCUCCGCUCCCACCGGCUGAAGCUUACCUUGCUUUCCGAGCGCCACAAGAACCCGUCCAAAGUCACCAAAAGCAAGAAGAAGAAGAAGGUCGCCGUCGAGGUUGAGAAGGAGACGAACCAGCUGCACCCCCAGCCCUUGACCACCUUCCGCGAGCUUCGGACGAACUACGGCAUCGCGCCGCUGCUGGCGGAGAACCUCGCCCAUCAGGGGUUCAAGGUGCCGACCGAGGUCCAGCUCGGCGCCUUGCCGCUGCUUUUGCAACCAGAGCUUGCCCUGAAGGAGGUUCCCCGUAAUGAAGAGCUUGGCGAUGUCUCCAAGGGCAUCGAUUUCCUCGCCGUCGCGCCGACAGGCAGUGGAAAGACAAUCAGCUUCUUGAUCCCCGCCAUUAACUCGAUCAUGCAGAAGAGGGCCACUGUAGAGGACCAGGACGAACACGACCUAUCCGCCAUCAUCAUUGCCCCGACGAGAGAACUCGUCUUCCAGAUCGUGAACGAGGCGCGCAAGUUGGCCCAGAACUCGGGCAUCAAGGUGGCCGGCAUGAAGAAGGGCAUGCGCCUAGCUGUCGAGGAGGAGGAGAAGCCCGAGAGCGAGGACGAAGACAUGGAGGAUGAGGAUGAUGGUGAGAAGUCUGACGACGACGAGGACAGCGAGACAGAGCCCGCCAGGACAAAGUCUGUCGUCAAAGCCGACAUCCUCGUCACAACGCCGGCGCUUUUCUUCAACUUCCUCACGUCAGGGUCGCCGAAGACGAACCGCAAGCUCCCCAAUGUGACGUCUUUGAUCCUCGACGAGGCAGACGUGCUACUUGACCCCCUGUUCCGUGAGCAGACCAUGGCCAUCUGGUCCGCGUGCCCCAACCCCGCGCUGAGAACAACCUUCUGGUCGGCGACCUUUGGCUCCAACAUCGAAACCCUCGUCACCGAGGCGCAGUCGGCAAAGCCCGAGCCCAAGCCGCUGAUCCGUCUCGUGGUCGGCCUCAAGGACACGGCCGUCCCCAACGUCACUCACAAGCUGGUCUACACCGCGACCGAGAAGGGCAAGCUCUUGGGUCUGCGCCAGCUUCUUCACCCCACGGCCGGAGACGAUUCAGGCCCGCCGCUGCGACCCCCGUUCCUGGUAUUCACCCAGACCAUUGAGCGCGCGACGGCCCUCGAGGAGGAGCUCAAGUACGAUAUCCCGCUCGCGGCCGGCGGCGCCACCAGAAUUGCCGCGCUGCACAGCGGCUUGGCGGACAGGGCACGCGCAGACAUCAUGCGCCGCUUCCGCGCCGGUGAAGUGUGGAUCCUCAUCACGACUGACGUGCUCGCGCGCGGCGUCGACUUCGCGGGCGUCAACGGCGUCGUCAACUAUGAUGUGCCCGGCUCCAGCGCCGCGUACGUCCACCGCGCCGGCCGCACGGGCCGUGCUGGGCGCGAGGGCGGCGUCGCCGUCACCUUUUACACGACGGACGACAUCCCCUUCGUCAAGAGCGUCGCCAACGUCAUCGCCGCCAGUGAGAAGCAGGCCGGCAAGACGGGCGACGAGGCCAACGUGCAGAAGUGGCUGCUCGACGCCCUGCCCAACGUCAGCAAGGCCGACAAGAAGAGGCUGAAGGAGAAGGGCGUCGAGGCCCGACGCAGUCACGGGGCCGCCAUGAUCUCAUCCCAGAGCAAGUGGGACCGGCGCAAGGAGACGAAUAGGCAGGGCGCCACCGCAGCGAAUAAGCAGAGGAUGAAGCACGCCCGAAGGGUAGACGAGGGUGAUGGGGGGGAAUGGGGCGGCAUCGACGACUAA
This is a messenger RNA of Colletotrichum destructivum, 2124 nucleotides long. Its product is annotated as Putative helicase, P-loop containing nucleoside triphosphate hydrolase. The transcript has a single exon. Gene Ontology annotation, molecular function: RNA helicase activity; nucleic acid binding; ATP binding. Lineage: Eukaryota; Fungi; Ascomycota; Sordariomycetes; Glomerellales; Glomerellaceae. The coding region runs from base 1 to 2124 and encodes 707 amino acids. Gene Ontology annotation, biological process: maturation of SSU-rRNA. The record is from RefSeq and is a predicted model, not a curated record.